Molecule: messenger RNA, 1638 nt
Organism: Leptosia nina
Lineage: Eukaryota; Metazoa; Arthropoda; Insecta; Lepidoptera; Pieridae
Source: the annotation of a GenBank genome assembly
AUGACUACUCGCGAGAUUUUGACUUUACAGUUCGGACAUUAUUCGAAUUAUGUGGGCGCACACUUUUGGAACAUACAAGAACAAAGUUUCGAUUACACCGGGACAGUGAAGAGUGAAGUAAAUCAUGAUAUAUUAUACCGCGAGGGACAAUCUUCUAAAGGAGAAGUUACUUAUACUCCAAGAUUAUUACUAGCCGACCUUAAAGGUUCUCUUAAAACCCUACCUGCUAGUGGAGGGCUAGAACUUGAGUCAAAUAGUAUAGAUAAUGUACCUUGGAACUCCGUGGAAAAGAUUGAAGAACCUACAGCAGAUAAAAACGAGUUCCUCACAGAUAUAGAUGCUGAAGAUCCUCCGGAUACGAGAAACAAACAGUAUGUUUUAGAUAAGGAUGUGAACACAUGGACUGACUACUUAUUUCCUAGGUUUCAUUCACGCACAGUAAAUAUUAUUAAAACCUAUCAACAUGGUGAUGACCAAGUAAGCCUUGAUAUAGGAUGUGCUGGCCGAUCAAUAUGGAAAUCUGAUUUUGGUGAAGCAUUUGCAGACAACAUCAGAAAAUAUGUUGAGGAAUGUGACAGCAUGCAAGGAUUCCAAGUGAACUUUGACUGUUGCGAUGGUUUCUCAGGACUUGCUUUGGGGUGUAUAGAGCAUUUAGCUGAUGAAUACACAAAAUCUAUACUGGCUCACCCCAUAAUACCUUCAUAUUUUAAGGAUAAUGAUGCAGUUACUCAAGAAGAGAGAGACAAAUCCAAUUUAAAAGAUUCCAUUAGACUUGCCAAUAUUGCCUUAUCCAUCGAAGAGUUAUCUCAAUAUGCAACUCUAUUUGUGCCUUUAUGCUCUGGAGAGAGAGGUUGGAGAAAACCUGGAAAUCCCAGAAUGUUUGACUAUCUUAAUUACCGACCUGAGUUAUAUUAUCAUUCCUCUGCAGUUUUAGCAGCAGCUGUUGAUACAUUAAGUCAAAAAUAUAGACAUAAAACUAAUGCUUACUCCAUGUCAGAUAUCUGUGCAGAUUUGACAGGAUAUGGAAGAAAAAUGGCAGCUGCCUCACUGGGUAUGCCAUUUGCGUUCCAUGAAUCAGAGUAUUUGAUAGACUACUUAAAUAAUACAACAAAACCCAUCUACACAUCUCUAACACCCAAUUGUAAGAUAGCUACAGAUAAAAUAUUCCAAUUAAUUACAGUUAGAGGCAUUCCUGAAAAUUACCUGAAGGCCCCUAUGAAUGAAGCCAAACAACAGAUGAAUAUUCCAGCUUACCGAUGUAGAGAUGUCAAAGAAAUGUUUGAGUUAUAUUUUCAAGCAAAUAACUUUCUGUCAGCAACUAAUGUCACAGUUUGUGAAAAGCCUUUGCAAGUGGUAUCCCCGUUUCCAAAUAUAUUUUCUGAAAAGCUUAAUAAGUAUGGAUUUGUUCAGGAUGCUGUGAGAGCAGAUAAUAUGCAGAGCUGCCCAGUCGUAAGUGGUUAUCAUAAUGGAAAUUUCAUUGCUGACAUGUUAGAAAAGCUGCAUAGAGAGGUGAGCAGAGUAAAAUUUACAAAACUGCACAAGUUUCAAGAGGAAGGCAUGGAAUUCACUGACUACAAAGAAAGUCUUGAUAGACUCGCCGAGUUUAAGGAUAAUUAUGAAGAUGAUUUUGAACUAUAA